AUGAAUCUCUUCCACGUCAUCAUCUCUCUCCUAGCGUCAUCUGUCGCCCUCGCAGGCCACAUCACGCGCUCGGCCGACCUAACACUGGAACCCGUAGUAGAAACCCCGUAUGGGUAUAUUCCAGAUGGGCUCCCAGACACCGACCCCACCCCAAAUAGCUGCUGGACAGCACCAAAUGGGAUCGUCUCUGGCUCUGCUUACAGCCCCGGUAUAUGUCAUAUCUGUGUCAAUCAGAACGGUACUGGCCUUAACUCCUGGUUCGGAGCCUGGGCACGGGAUGCGAGCAACUUCGCCAUGGAAGUUACACCCGCCGUAAACCUCGGACCCGAGACAGCGAAUGAGAGCCUAUAUAGCUUCAACGCUGGUCCUGAGCAUCUCACCGUAGCCAUCCGUCACAAUAAAUUACCUAGCAAAGCAUCUAGCGUAUCUCUGUUGCUGGGAAAGCCACCGGCGCCACAGAUGUCCUUGGACCCUGCGACACACGAGAACUCAACGAGCUGCAAUGCCGUCCAGGAUGCACAAGACAGUACAGAGACUAAAGCUCAAUGCUACUUCCUUUGCGAAGCUUCGGAUGCCUCCAAGGGCGCAAAUAGCCGACGUACCCAAAAUACGGCAUCUUCAAGCAGCGACUCUCGUGUUAACGAGCAUUCAUCCGUUUCUCAUCCGCGCUCAGCGCCAGUAGGGAAGCGUCAUUCUGCUGCAUCAUUAAAUUCUCCUCCAGCCGAGAAAAACGGCGUGCUCCCCAACGGUACCGUCAUCAACCCUAAUCCCGAAAACAACCCAAACGCUACCAAAAGCCCACAAAGCUGCUGGACAAAGCCCGUCGAACCUGUCGUCCCCAUGGCUAAGGACAGUUUCUCCCCAGGCCUCUGUCAAGUCUGCGUGACACAAUGGGGCUUUGGACAAGCCCCACAAUACCAAGUCUGGAUUCGCGAUGCUCUCAACCAUGCGAUGGGCGAAAUGGAUGCAACCACACUCGCAACACUCAAUUACAAUACUGAUGAUCCCACCAGCCUCACCAUACCCGCCGGAACCAAGUCUCUCAACAUUUGGCCCAUGGAGAGCCAAGGGAUUAACGGUUCUGGAGGUGUGGAGUUUUACAAUUACUCUAGGGUAUACAUGGUGUGGCAGGUACCGUCAGAUUUUAUGGUAGAAACAAUGGUGUUCGACCCUGGGUUAGAGUUAGGGCUACAGGGCAGUAACUGUAGCUUAUCCGGAAGCACACAAGGUGGCGCGGUGACUUACUUUCAGUGCCACUUCGAGUGCCCCAAGGAGGAAUCUAUGAAAGGGAACCAUUCUUCGAGGGCAACCCAUUCUAUGAAAGCGAUCCGCUAUUAG
This is a messenger RNA of Letharia columbiana, 1338 nucleotides long. RefSeq lists its product as uncharacterized. Bases 1 to 1338 code for a protein of 445 amino acids. Lineage: Eukaryota; Fungi; Ascomycota; Lecanoromycetes; Lecanorales; Parmeliaceae. The record is from RefSeq and is a predicted model, not a curated record. The transcript has 3 exons.